Messenger RNA from Annulohypoxylon truncatum, 1891 nucleotides. RefSeq names its product histone H3-K79 methyltransferase. Gene Ontology annotation, cellular component: nucleosome; nucleus. The record is from RefSeq and is a predicted model, not a curated record. The transcript has 2 exons. NCBI's taxonomy places the organism in Eukaryota, Fungi, Ascomycota, Sordariomycetes, Xylariales, Hypoxylaceae. Gene Ontology annotation, molecular function: histone binding; histone H3K79 methyltransferase activity. Gene Ontology annotation, biological process: regulation of transcription regulatory region DNA binding; DNA repair; subtelomeric heterochromatin formation. The coding region runs from base 320 to 1774 and encodes 484 amino acids.
CAGGCCUCACCUGCCUAGAAUAAUUCGAUCAAUCAGUCCAGUCGUCUUUUUUUUUCCUUCCUUCGCCUCGUCACACCCUUCAUCUUCAAAGUACUGCAUCGCACUCUUUUGCCCGUUCAUUUUAUGCAUUGCGUUAGAGCCUCGUUCGUCCCUCUUUUCGCAGAAUUUUUAAAUGCAGUACAUACCUACGUAUCUAAUAUUACCUCCCGAAAAAUAAAAAUAAAAUACUUCUAGGUUAAAACAUCUUACCUAAACACAUUUUAUCAUCCCCACACCUUUGCCGCGCGCUCGUCCCGCGCCGCCGUUAGAAGGGAAAACGAUGGGUAUUUUUAACCAAAAGUCCAAACUCAAACCGGCGCCGCAGGAUAUCCGCAUAGAAAAAGUUGUCGUCCCGAGCAAGCCUCGGCCAGGUCUGACCCCGAAUGGCCCGCGCGCGUCUUCGAGCCAGUAUUCCGCGUCACCCCGCCUCUCGCCGAACCCACGACUGUCGCGGCCCAAGAGCGCGUCGCCUUACCCGUCCUCUUCCGACGAGAAGCGGGGGGCCAUUGCACGGAAGCGCAAGGCCGUCACAAGUACCCCGCGAGAUUCGCCCGCCUUUGGGAACGACUCGGAGUCCUCGGACGAAGAUAGCGAUCCCUUCCGCAAGCGAUUGCGACGCAGCGAAGAGAGAUCUGCUGAUUUGAAUCGCAAGCUGCGCCACAAAAAGGCAUUCGGCAGCGAGAUCAGGGAUUCGCGCAUCAUCCACGCGGCGGAUAUUGCCUCAGUCGCUACGAAGUGCCCGAUAAUUCAGGGCGCCAAACCCGAAGAGGUCGCGAUUGAGCUGCAAUAUCCGUCGCGGUGCAAACGUGAGAGGUACGAAUUGGUAUGGCAAAAAGAUAAGAUCGACGCCGUCAAAGACAUUCUGUCGGUCGUCGAACAUGUAGCCGAGACAUAUCUCACCGAUGACGAAGCGAAGCCUUUCAUCGAUCACAACGGUAGCUUCAAAAGACAGAUGGAGCGUGCAAUAAGCGAAAAAUAUAGAGAUGUUCCUGUAUUCAGAACAGCACUUCAGAAUUACAACGACAAACUAUUAGAGUUGGUUGAGAAUGGCACUGUAGAAAAGAAUAUACAAGGACUGCACCACCUCCCGCCUAGCCUGGUGUCCUUUAUCCUUACCCAGGUGUACGACCGUACUGUCGCACCCAAGGUAGAAAUGCUCACCAAGUACGAGAUGGGAAGCGAUAACGUCUACGGGGAGCUGCUGCAUCCAUUCAUAACCAAGAUGCUCGUCGAGCAAACGAAGAUGACAUCCGACCAAGUUUUCAUAGAUCUCGGGUCCGGAGUAGGCAACGUCGUCCUCCAAGCCGCACUCGAGAUUGGCUGUAGAAGUUACGGUUGCGAGAUAAUGGAGAACGCCUGCAACCUUGCUGAAGCACAAGAGAAGGAAUUCAGAGCCCGAUGUCUUCUCUGGGGCGUGGCGCAUGGGCGGGUUCAUCUCGAGAGGGGCGAUUUCCGAGCCAGUGCCAAGAUCAUGGAAAAGUUGAAGGAGGCAGAUGUAAUACUCGUCAACAAUAAGGCCUUCACUUCUACUCUCAACGAUGCCCUUAUCAACAUGUUCUUGGAUCUGAAGAAGGGCUGCAAAAUCAUAUCAUUGAAGUCUUUCGUCCACGAAAACAAAACCGCCGUCAACGAUGUCGCCAACAGUAUUCUCGACGUCGAACACUUUCGAUAUCACGAAAAUUGGGUCAGUUGGGCAGCCGCGGAAGGCGAUUACUACAUCUCGACCAAGAAGUGAGGCCGAGAAUACCAAACAACCUAGGGUAUAAGGAGUCAGCAACAUUUUUGUCCUUAAAGAGUUUGGACGGCGGGUAGACAAGAGCGAGUUAGGAUACCAUUUUUGCAUAGAUGAGCG